AUGGGUUUGUCUCGAAGACGAAUAGAUGUGGGGAUUCCUAUGGAUGUGGUGAUGGAAGAGAUCCUCACGAGACUGCCUGCUAAAUCCCUGAUGAGAUUCAAGUGCGUCUCAAAGCGUUGGUCAUCGCUCAUCAGCUCACAAUAUUUCAAGAACCGUUUCCUGACGGUACCAUCCCAUCCGCGUCGUCGAAUUUACAUGUGUUUGGUGGAUGUCCGUGACAAAAGUUACGAUGUAAUGCUAUCAUUGUCUCCAGACAGUACUAGUUCCUCCUUUGUAGUUGACCACGAUCGGCCCAUCCGACGGAUACGAUGCUUCAUGCACCAAAAUAUUGGUGGCUUCAUGUGCUACAGCACGUUCAAAAAGGUGCGGAUUUUUAACCCUGCCACCAGACGGCUUGUCACCUUACCCGCCGCCAUCGAACCCAUACCAGCUCCUCCAGAUGAAGCUGCUGAAAAAGUAGUCGAAUACUAUUUCGGACACGGCCCUGUUAGCGACCAGUACACGGUGGUCUGCUCAACCGGUGUCUACUUGAACAGUCCGGAAUGGAUAAGACCAAUAAGGUCAGAGGCUCGGGUCUAUGUCCUAAAACCUGGGGGAGGAGGUUCCUGGAAAAAGGUGGCUCUAACUCCACCGGCCUUUCUUCCUCACAUUCCGGCCAGAGGAGGAGUGUGUAUCGAUGAGGUAAUAUAUUACGUGGGUUGGACUUGUACGCAGAUAUCUAUGCUUGUGAGUUUCCACAUUAGAUCCCAAGACUUGAAAACGAUCCAGUUACCUACCAGGGAGGAUGACGCAAAUUGCAUGAGCAAAGUGAGUGUUAUAGAGUAUGGUGGCAAAGCAACUAUCAUUGACCAAACCAAUCUGACAGACAAGGGUAUGCUGGAUUUAUGGGACCUCGACGGUAAAAACAAGUGGUCCAGGAAGACUCUUGUUGUGCAGCCUUGUCAGCUACAUUUGGUCAGUAACAUUGAUCAUGGAUUCAUGGUCAAAGGUACCUCUCAAGAUGGCAAGGUUUUCUUGAUACCAAAGGCUUUGUUUUCUCCCUUUCACAUUCUCUCCUAUGAUCUUCGAAUCAAUGAUAUGAGAAAGAUCGAUAUCAAAGGUGUACCGGACCAUUGGUUUAGCAAGGACAAAUCCGCCGUUAAGGUCAUGUUGGUGGAUGACAGUGAGAGUCUCGUGUCCUUGGAGACUUGA
Microthlaspi erraticum is the source of this 1191-nucleotide messenger RNA. Lineage: Eukaryota; Viridiplantae; Streptophyta; Magnoliopsida; Brassicales; Brassicaceae. The record is from the annotation of a GenBank genome assembly.